This is a messenger RNA of Oikopleura dioica, 444 nucleotides long. Lineage: Eukaryota; Metazoa; Chordata; Appendicularia; Copelata; Oikopleuridae. The record is from the annotation of a GenBank genome assembly.
AUGACCUUGGCUCGGAACAAAGUGUCAAAACUAGUUGUCCUUCUAUCGGUGACAAUUGUCAUCACAAAUCCAUUGUAUUUGAAGAAGGCUGACAAUUGUCAGAAUGCCUGUAGAUCAGAGAAAAAUUCCUGCAAUCUUCUAUGUGAAAGUCAGUAUUGUCAGUCAAUUUGCCUUGAUAUCAUCAACCGGGACAUCAACGACGACAAUAUCGACAACAAAACCGACGACAUCGACACAAACACCGACAACGACACCGACAACAACACCGAAAACAUCGACACCAACACCCACAUUAACACCCACAUCAACACCGACAACAUCAACAACAACGCCUACAACAACACCGACAACAACAUCGACAACAUCGACAACAACAUCAACAACAACACCGACAAUAAUACCGACAACAACAACACCAAGGCAAUUUAUAUGCGAUAUUCCUAG